Messenger RNA from Lytechinus pictus (painted urchin), 2993 nucleotides. RefSeq lists its product as uncharacterized. Lineage: Eukaryota; Metazoa; Echinodermata; Echinoidea; Temnopleuroida; Toxopneustidae. Gene Ontology annotation, molecular function: acetyltransferase activity. The transcript is spliced from 2 exons. The coding region runs from base 234 to 1148 and encodes 304 amino acids. The record is from RefSeq and is a predicted model, not a curated record.
GUUCUCCUUCUGUUAUAGCCGACUUUGCAUCGGAUGAAUCACAUGUCCAGCUGAUAUAUCUACUAUCCCUGGCAAACUGUGCAGACACCUUCUUAUUUGGAGUAGAAACAAACACCGUCAGGAUUAAUUGAACAAUCGGAAACGAUUAUCUGGGUUUCUACAGAUUGAUUACGUUAUUACCGAUUUUCCUGUUGCUGCUGACACGCUUGAUCUCCACUAAAAUAUCAGACAACAUGUCGAUGACCACUAAAGAAGCGAUCGUCUUCUUGCGAGAUGCUCUUGGUAUUGAAACCACGAUGGAGAGGAUUCAUCAGGACAAGGUUGCAUUCUUGGAUGAACUUGUAGUAGCAUGGCUCCAGCAUAUCCCUUUCCAAUCCAUCAAGGCUAUCUCUGUACCUCACCCUAACCGCCAUCUUCCUACAUUCAAGGAGAUCAAACAGGAUCUGUUGUCUAAGGUUGGUGGUCUGUGCUACGACCACAGUCUGAGUACGAUGGCCGUCCUCCAAGCCUUGGGUUACGAGGUUUCCUUGGUGACAUGUGACGUCAGCUUCAAAGACAGUCAUGCCUUGAAUCUUGUUCACAAUGCCUCCUACCAAGGUAGCAUCCAUAUGGUGGAUGUUGGAUCGGGGUACCCAACAUUCAAGGCUAUACCGUUCAACUUUGAUCUUGUAUCUCCCGAGUACCAUCAUUCAUAUCUCCGCUUCCGGUUUAUCCGCGAAGGAGACCUCAUCAUCCGUCAACACCAUGCUGAUACUGACCCUAGAGCUUCACUGUGGCCCGACAGAGUCAAGGAUGGCUGGUAUUCCUUCAUUUACAUCCAUGCUGACCAGCCGCAGAAGGUCUCCUACUUUGAUGAAGCCAUGACAACUGUCUACACCAAGAAGAUACCUACUCCACCAUAUCUUACCAGCCCUCGAUGCAUGGCCUGGCCACAUGGUCGGUUCACCUGCAUCAAAGACACAACCUUAUUACUUGAGAAUGAUGAGGGUCGAGUUGAAAAGUUUUAUCUAAAGUCACUUCAUGAUGUCCUUACUGCGUACAAGAAGUACUUCCCACAAUUCCCCGAAGAAACUUUGAAAGCGGUCAUGAAUGACCCAUGGGUUGAUAUAGACUACUCUAAAAUAUUACCAGCUACUGGACAUGCCUAGAUUUUAGUGGUCAUUCACAUUUACUAUAAUUUUGUUUUCUACAUGUAUACAUACUAAAUACAAUAGAAGGAGCACCAUGUAAUCGAUUAGUAACUAAAGUGUUAUUUGUUUGAAAUAACUUUACAGAACUAUAUAGGAAGUCAACGUCUGCAUCAUUGAAUCCAUUUAUAACUUCAAACAGAUUGAACCCUUUCCUUAUUAUAUCCAAGAUACCCACAAAAGAGAUGUUUUAGUUGGACCUUUUUUAUUUAAAAAAGAAUCUGCAUAUCGUUUUAUGUCGUUUUUUCGACCGGUGUUACAGCGGAUAUGCCUACAUCUAUCACGUGUUAUUGAUAGCUCUAAUUAUUCAUAAUAUCAACUUACACAAGAAACAUACUGAUAUACUGUAUGCCCCUUCUGUAAUUACAAUUCAAUAGUGUUUGGACUUCGGUUGGCAUAUGUCUACGUAUCGCCUUAUUGCAGAGAUUAUAUCCGCUGUUAUUCGCUAGAAUAUGGUUUUAUCAUAAUGAAGCAUGUAUGAAUUGAAUGAUUCCAACGACUUUUAAACAUGGUUAUAUAACAUAACUUUGAUCAUGAACCAAUCAAUAUAACCUUCAAACUAGCGUGAAUGGAACAAAGGGUAGGCCUACUUUAAUAUCCUAACGAAUUUAUCUCUAUACAGUGCGUCCCACAAAAAACGAAACCGAGAUUUAUCGAAGAUUUAUCAUAACUUAAUCACAAGUACAAUAGACAAAUGACCUACCAUUUUAGAGCUUAGAAUCUCCUCUUUCAUCUGAAAUUACUUAGAUUAUUUCUCAUUCACGCAUGAGUGAGCAAUAACAAUUUGAAAAGGGGAUACCAAAAAGUCACUUGGCGGGCCGUAUCUAGGUUUUAAAAAGAAAACCACAUUUUUAAAAAGUUCAAUAUCUGCUCUUUAAUUUGAUACCUCAAUUACAGAAAAUGGUCUAGAAAUAACAAAGUUCUGGUUAUUUGAAAUAAGGCUUGAAUUUCAAUAAUUUCAUAAAAUGAAGAGGUUUUACAGGUUAGCGUUCAAACUCACUCGACACUCCGUUUUGUUGACGAUCAGCCAUGCAUUUAGUCUUUUGUUACCGUGCGAUAGCCUCUAUGGGAAACCGAUGAAAACACGUUUAUUUAAUGAAAUUAUGGAAAUACAAGCAUAGUUUCGAGGGAUCAUAACUUUUUUACUUCUUGACCAUUUUCUGUGAUUAAGGUAUCAAAUAAAAGAGCAGAUAUUGAACUUUUUAGUCAUGCGAUUUUCCUUUUGAAAUUCAGAUACCCCCCGCCAAAUGAGUUUUUGGCAUCCUUUCUUCGAAUUGUUUCUGCUCACUCAUGCGUGAAUGAGGAAUAAUCUAAGUAAUACCAGAUGAAAGAGGAGAUUCUAAGCUUUACAUUGAUAGGUCAUUUGUCUAUUUUAUUUAUGAUUAAGUUAUGAUAAAUCAUCGCUAAAUGUCGGUUUCGUUUUUUUUGGGACGCACUGUACAUGUAUAUAGUUUACAAUAAUAAGAUAAUAAUACAGAGUAUUUCUAAAGCGCCAAAUCCACAAUGAGUAUGUGCUCAAGGAGAUUUAAAACAUUUAUUUUCAUUUAGUUAUUCCAAAUGCCAAUGAACUUUUUAACCAGAAUUUUGAACGUUGAAUACAUAUUAUAUUAAGAUUACAAAAAAAAUCUGCAAGCGUUUUCCACAUUUUGGGGGAAUUUAUAACGUGUGUGAUGCCCAAUAAUUCCUUUCAUAAGGCAUCCUAAUUCCUGAUGAUUAUUAUGAUCCCAUCUUCUUCCAUUCUCACCUCACCUCUAACCAGUGAGUAAAUGAGUUUUUAUUGAAUAAACAUCAGCUGUUUAAUCAUAA